CACUUUAGGACAGGUACUAUUUCGUUGAGACGUUUCCAUGUUCGACACUUUCAAUAAACGCAAAACCAGAAUGCAUUAUAUAUUUUCGAUUUUGAUUUUUUGUUUGUCAAAUAACAUAGUAAUCGGAUACUCAGUGAAUUCGAAUGAUAAAGAAAACUCAGAUUUUAACGAUUAUACACGUUAUAAUGUUGCAAGAGAUCUUCUAAAGGAGCUAAAAUCGCCGGUAACAGGUGUUUCUGAACGGUCUUCGCCAGUGACUGGAUUGUCAAGUAGCGCUGCAAGAAAAGCAUGUUAUCAAGGUAGAUGUGCAACCGGAUGGACUAAUUUUGGGAAUACUUGCUACUAUUUUGAUCAUGAACAAGUAACGUUUGCAGAAGCUAAUAGAAAGUGCCAGCAGAUGCACGGGCAACUAGUUGAAGUCGAAAGUGAAGCCGAAUGGGUCUUCUUGAAAACCCAAGCUGAGAAGAAAUCGCUUGAUAAUUUUUGGAUUGCACUCACUGACGCAUUUGAAGAAAAUGACUGGUCGUGGAUCAACACUUGGAGAACAGCUUCAUUCUCUAUCUGGUCUCCUGGGCAGCCGGACAAUUACAAUUCGGAUGAGCAUUGCGCCCAUGCGAUAGAGAGCAGACAAUACCAAUGGAAUGAUUGGAACUGGAACAAACAAGCUGCGUUUGUUUGUGAAGCUUAGAACUUUCCUACUUGAUUAGUGAAUCGUAGAAAUCUGAAAUUAACGUUUGAAACUUUCCUUAUCGAUGAACAUAUCUAGAGGUUGUCAAGUUAGUGUUUGAAUACUGAUACUUUCCUUAUAGAUGAACAUAUCUAGACGUUGUCAAGUUAGUGUUUGAAUAUUGAUACUUUCCUUAUAGAUGAACAUAUCUAGACGUUGUCAAGUUAGUGUUUGAAUAAUGAUACUUUCCUUAUAGAUGAACAUAUCUAGACGUUGUCAAGUUAGUGUUUGAAUACUGAUACUUUCCUUAUAGAUGAACAUAUCUAGACGUUGUCAAGUUAGUGUUUGAAUACUGAUACUUUCCUUAUAGAUGAACAUAUCUAGACGUUGUCAAGUUAGUGUUUGAAUAUUGAUACUUUCCUUAUAGAUGAACAUAUCUAGACGUUGUCAAGUUAGUGUUUGAAUACUGAUACUUUCCUUAUAGAUGAACAUAUCUAGACGUUGUCAAGUUAGUGUUUGAAUACUGAUACUUUCCUUAUAGAUGAACAUAUCUAGACGUUGUCAAGUUAGUGUUUGAAUAUUGAUACUUUCCUUAUAGAUGAACAUAUCUAGACGUUGUCAAGUUAGUGUUUGAAUACUGAUACUUUCCUUAUAGAUGAACAUAUCUAGACGUUGUCAAGUUAGUGUUUGAAUAUUGAUACUUUCCUUAUAGAUGAACAUAUCUAGACGUUGUCAAGUUAGUGUUUGAAUACUGAUACUUUCCUUAUAGAUGAACAUAUCUAGACGUUGUCAAGUUAGUGUUUGAAUACUGAUACUUUCCUUAUAGAUGAACAUAUCUAGACGUUGUCAAGUUAGUGUUUGAAUACUGAUACUUUCCUUAUAGAUGAACAUAUCUAGACGUUGUCAAGUUAGUGUUUGAAUAUUGAUACUUUCCUUAUAAACGAACAUAUCUAGACGUUGUCAAGGAAUAUAAUCUGUUUGAUGAACAAAAAUACAAACUGACACAAACAUUUAUAUAAAAAAUAUUACUUUACACUUACUUUUUGUUUCAUUUUCUUAAUAAAUUGAGAUUCUCACUAUAGACAUGAGUAUUGUUUAUUUUGAACAGUUUACCGUAAUUGAUAAAUCACUGUCUUUUCUGAGCAUUGAAUACAAUCAUUUUGUAUACCAAACAUU
Messenger RNA from Mercenaria mercenaria, 1843 nucleotides. RefSeq names its product perlucin-like protein. NCBI's taxonomy places the organism in Eukaryota, Metazoa, Mollusca, Bivalvia, Venerida, Veneridae. The transcript has 4 exons. Gene Ontology annotation, molecular function: signaling receptor activity. The record is from RefSeq and is a predicted model, not a curated record. The coding region runs from base 38 to 688 and encodes 216 amino acids.